This is a messenger RNA of Oncorhynchus gorbuscha (pink salmon), 3725 nucleotides long. RefSeq names its product cAMP-specific 3',5'-cyclic phosphodiesterase 4C-like. The coding region runs from base 1002 to 3398 and encodes 798 amino acids. Gene Ontology annotation, cellular component: cytosol; nucleus; perinuclear region of cytoplasm. Lineage: Eukaryota; Metazoa; Chordata; Actinopteri; Salmoniformes; Salmonidae. Gene Ontology annotation, molecular function: 3',5'-cyclic-AMP phosphodiesterase activity. Gene Ontology annotation, biological process: signal transduction. The transcript is spliced from 15 exons. The record is from RefSeq and is a predicted model, not a curated record.
UGAUGCGUUAUAGUUAAUGCAACAUUUGUCAAUCUGGAGUUCAGACGUGACAAUGGAUGGAUAAUGGAAGCAGCGACUACAGGACUUCGACAGUCAAUGCUUUUCUGGUAGCCUUUUAUUUUGAUAAUGCAUUGUGCGAAGAAGAGCGGCAAAGAAAAUAACAUCGCGUGGGUUUUGGAUACAGGCACAACCACAACUCCAAAGGCAACCGAAAUUAUGUAAUUCAUGGAGAUGUUCUAGUGUUCGAAGUCUAAUUUAAUCUCAAACUGAAAUAAUUGGAUCAAACAUUUGAAGAGGGGAAAGUCGAGACAGUGGGCUCCGCGCGUGCGGCUCAACCUAUGUAGUUCCAGAUGCACAACGGUAUUAUGUUACUUUUUAUGGCUACAGUUGGAGACCGAGCGGUUACGAGCGAGCUUUAACAGACAUGUGCAGUCGGGAGCAGCAAUAAUACCCCGCAUCGCACAGGAGCCAGCGGUCUGUGAUUUUGCAACAAGGAGCUGAUAAAAGCAAUACAUUGUUCUGUAACUAAAGUGAUCCAGUGCGCAAUGGGCGACAAGGCGUCAAACUUCAGGUUGAAGCACCGGCGAGUGGCUAUCGUCACCUACCAGACGGAUACUUUCACGAUUGGCGAAGCUCUAAGCAAAAAAGAAGGGAAGCGUUUUACAUUUAGAAGAGAGGUUAACUUUUGGUUGGGAAUUUAAUUGGAUAACGGUAGGAAAAAGAAAGACACUUUCUGGGGGAAAUUAGUCACAUUCUCUGCCUGACAGUACCACUGUGAUAAUUGUCGAAAGGUUUACAUGUUAUUAUUUAGAAUAUUACAUUAUAACAUCGGACUGCACUUGACUUGGUCACUUUUGUCUACCCAAUUACACAGGGUAGGCUACGAUUAAGUGGCAAUGAUGGACAUUAAUAGGUUAGUAAUUUGAAGUCAAAGAAUAUAUAGCCAUAUUAUUAUUUGUGUCAAUAAGUUGAGAUAUAAAAGGGAUAUUUUAAUUUGCACUAUGAUGGAAGUACCACCACCAUGCUCGAAAAAGAGCCUUUCUCUCUCGCUCCCCGUUCCCCGGGAGCAGGCGACCCUAAAGCCUCCGCAACAUCUUUGGAGGCAGCCACGGACCCCCAUCAAAAUCAAACACCGGGGAUACUCCGACACCGACCGCAAACACCACCGAGGGAUAGAGCGCUCUAAUGCCAUGGACACGAGCGACAGACCGGGGCUUAGGAAGUGUCGGAUGUCCUGGCCAUCCUCGUUCCAAGGAACCACGAACCCUUCCAUCGGCAAUUGUGUUGGAAAUAGACGUUUUGACUCAGAGAAUGGUCCUUCGCCCGGCCGCAGCCCCAUGGAUUCGCAGGCGAGUCCUGUGCUGGGGCUGCACCCCUCCUUUACCACAGAGGGGUGCAGGAGUCGCGGGGAGCGCAGGGAGUCCUUCCUGUACCGAUCAGACUCUGACUAUGACAUGUCCCCCAAGACCAUGUCACGUAACUCUUCCAUCAACAGUGAGGGGCAUGCAGAAGAUCUCAUAGUCACCCCUUUUGCUCAGGUGUUGGCCAGUCUACGAACUGUAAGAAGCAACUUCACCAUCCUCGCCAAUGUCACGACACCCACUAACAAGAGGUCACCAGUGACAAGCCAACCCACUGUUCCCCAGGCAACACUCUCUGAUGAGACAUACCAGCAGAUGGCAAGGGAGACUCUGGCUGAGUUAGACUGGUGUCUGGACCAGCUGGAGACCAUCCAGACCCACCGCAGUGUCGGUGACAUGGCCUCCAACAAGUUUAAGAGGAUGUUGAACCGGGAGCUAUCUCACCUGUCAGAGAUGAGUCGUUCAGGGAACCAGGUGUCUGAAUACAUCUCCACUACCUUCCUGGAUAAGCAGAAUGAGGUAGAGAUCCCGUCUCCGACCCUGCGGGAGCGGGACCGGGACAAGCCCAUGUGUCAUAUCAGUGGAGUGAAGAAGCUGACACACAGCUCCAGCCUGUCCAUCAACACCACCAUGCCACGCUUCGGAGUCAAGACGGAACAGGAGGACGCACUGGCCAGGGAGCUGGAUGACUUGAAUAAGUGGGGCCUUAAUAUCUUUCGUCUGGCUGAGUUCUCCAAUAAUAGGCCUCUCAGCUGCAUCAUGUUCGCCAUCUUCCAGGAGAGGGAUCUGUUGAAGACGUUUCAAAUCCCUGUCGACACCUUCGUGACCUACGUUAUGACCCUGGAGGACCACUACCAUGCCAACGUGGCCUACCACAACAGCCUCCACGCCGCAGACGUCACACAGUCCACCCACGUCCUGCUGUCCACACCGGCUCUGGACGCUGUGUUCACUGAUCUGGAGAUCCUGGCUGCGUUAUUCGCUGCUGCCAUCCAUGAUGUGGAUCAUCCUGGCGUGUCCAACCAGUUCCUCAUCAACACCAACUCGGAGCUGGCUCUGAUGUACAACGAUGAGUCUGUCCUGGAGAACCACCACCUGGCCGUGGGCUUCAAGCUGCUCCACGAGGACAACUGUGACAUCUUCCAGAACCUCAGCAAGAGGCAGAGACAGAGCCUGCGCAAGCUCGUUAUCGAUAUGGUGUUGGCGACAGAUAUGUCCAAGCACAUGAGUUUGCUGGCUGAUCUGAAGACCAUGGUGGAGACGAAGAAGGUGACCAGUUCAGGAGUGCUCCUGCUCGACCACUACACUGACCGCAUCCAGGUGCUGAGGAACAUGGUGCACUGUGCGGACCUAAGUAACCCCACCAAGCCCCUGGUCGUGUACAGAGAGUGGACUGAGCGCAUCAUGGAGGAGUUCUUUAGACAGGGGGACAAGGAGAGGGAGAGGGGCAUGGAGAUCAGCCCCAUGUGUGACAAACACACUGCUUCUGUGGAGAAGAGUCAGGUGGGCUUCAUCGACUACAUCGUGCACCCUCUGUGGGAGACGUGGGGGGACCUGGUGCACCCUGACGCCCAGGACAUCCUUGACACUCUUGAGGACAACAGGGACUGGUACCAGAGCACCAUCCCCCAGAGCCCCAUCUCCCCACCCCCAAUCCCCCUCGGCCCAGACAAGAGGCUCAACGCCUGCAUCGACAAGUUCCAGUUCAAGCUCACCUUGGAUGACGACACGGAGGGAGGACAGGAGGAGGAAGAAGAGGAGGAGGAGGAGGGGAAAACCACCCCCAAUCACAUGGUGCUGGACUGCAGUCAGGGAGAGGAGGAAGACAAGAAAGAAGAGGGGGAAGGAGAGGAUGUGGUAAAGGAUGAAAGGGAAGGAGACAUCAUGGAGGAGGAAGGGGAAUUAGGGAUGGAGGAGGAGGAGGAGAAGAGGGGAGUUCUUCAGCGAGCUCAGUCAGGGGUGGAGAUACAAUCUGACACAAGCCCCGUGGAGGACGAGGAGGAGGAAGACUCCUCCUCACCAGCUGAUGACACAUGAGUUCCGCUCCUCUCUCCCUGGCCACACCCCACAUUCACACGCCCCUGUUUACCAUCCUUUAUUUCCAAUGGCCAAAACCCAAUAUCAAAUAAGACUACAGAGACAAUAGACCUUUAAAUCUAUUUUUCAAAAAGGGAACACAAAUAAUAUUGCUUAAAGAAAAGCUAUUUACACAGCAACUGUAGAUUUUGAGCUGGAGGUGUUUCUUCCAGCUGAUGCUGAGGAACUGCUAUGAGGACAAAGAGGAACAUAGAGAAGCAUUAAUAAUGGGCCAUUGAAGACAGUGUAGCACUGGAACUGAAACACACACACAUAAACAUGCACAAA